Messenger RNA from Lindgomyces ingoldianus, 2616 nucleotides. RefSeq lists its product as uncharacterized. The coding region runs from base 1 to 2616 and encodes 871 amino acids. Lineage: Eukaryota; Fungi; Ascomycota; Dothideomycetes; Pleosporales; Lindgomycetaceae. The transcript has 16 exons. The record is from RefSeq and is a predicted model, not a curated record.
AUGCGUAUAAUCUUGAACUUCUCGAUGAAGACAAGGCCUGAUAAGAGAUCAGUAUGCGGCGGCGUAUUUGUCGUACUCGUUUGUGGAAUAAGAGGCAACACGGUGCACGAGCUCUGUGAUGUUUUGAAGAAGGAUGCUGGGUGUCGGCUGUUCGAGUCCUUUGUGCUCAUCCUACCGUCGCUGCUAUCCAACCUUGCACAAGGUCACUGCUAUAACCCCGAUAUCCUAACGUACGUCAACGACGAGCUGCUCUUAGAUUGUGAGGGCGAACUGAAGCUGAGGAAAGUUGCUAUCGCUACAACGCGUUCAUUCUUUGACAGAUCUAUUCUCAACUAUAUUGUCCAUUCAUUGCAUUACCCUGCCUCAGUCGCCGUCGAUAGGUCAGGUGGGAGAGCGAGUGGCCGAAGCGUUAUCGUGAAGAAGCGCAGUAGUCAGUGUCGAGAUGUGGACAACAGUGAGAGAGACAUAUGGCGAAUUUUUGCGACUGAGGCACCACAGGAAGCCCUGGGAGCAAGGCCGGAUUGGAUUAAAGGCCAUAGAGAGGCAGCUGGUAUCCAGCAAGGUCUUUCUGAUCACAAUGAGCUUCUCUCAGGGCCUAGGAGGCAUGAGUGGGCAUUAGCAAGCCGGCUGUCAAAGCCGGUACAAUUCAAGCGUGCAUGGGUAUUUGCUAUCCGAUAUCUCGACAGCCUCCUUUCCAGUUUCAAAGUGGCAAAAUCCCCGAUAAACGAGGCGCAGGUCAUGGAUAUCCCUCACUUCAGAGAAAACGCAAGGUCGCCAACACACUCCACACCUUUCCCGGCAUCCAUUUUUUGCCUCCUGCCCCCGAUAAGCAUCGGCCUUAGCUUGGGUAUCAAUCAUGGAGCCCCAAGUAUAUCACAUGAAUAUUCUUCACUGAGGUUCUGUGUGCUGUUCGCACCAGAGCUAAUAGCAAUAACGAUCGUCGAGUGUCCCUUCCGCCUCUCCCCACUGGUGUUGAGAUCGCAACGUUCACUGAAUACCACAAUCUCCUCUCGCGGCGCAGUAGGUAGCUUUGUAGUACUUCCGAGUGUGACACCCAGAAAAGUUAGCGAUGCUUAUAGUGAUGUACGCUGGCGGCGAUCUGAGGCGCGGGAGGACUCUAGAGACACAGUACUUGCCAAUGUAGCAUCUCUACCCAUUAGAAUUGUCAGCUUUUAUUGCUUUGGAACGUGCAUACUGGGUCGUUGGACACUCGAAAGCUUUCAGAAAUGUGCUCAUGCGCACGCUCUCCGGUUGCACCACACACUUGCUCACAAAGCAGACUCACUACUGCGCAGUGUCAAAUGUAUCCUCGGCGCUGGUGUUGACAUCCUUCUCGUCCAUCGGCCCCCAUUGUGUCGCACGAUGCACGUCAAGAGCCGAUUGCUUGGACCUCUGCGAUUUGAAAUGGUACACGUGUGCCGCCAACCCAAGCCUUUGAACAAGCACAGAACGAAAGCCAGCUCAUGUGAGGCUGAGGGCACCCGUCAUGCACUCCGCCUCCUGAAACACUUACUUGGUCGAGUACUAGACGACUUGUCCAAGUUUCGUGAACCCGUCGGCUUGUGUACUCUCCGUACCGAGCCUCCACACGGCCGCACUGCGCUUGGCAGACGAAAACCCCUCCUCUCUCCCAACAAUGCGCUUUGUUCAUCGGGAGUCGCAGGAUUUGUAAACCUGCCUUGCUGUCGCCAGCUUCAGAUGCCAUAUGUUAGGUGUCGUCGUGCUAAGGGGCUAUUUUCAGGAGCGCGUUCAUGGUUGGGGGUUGGAACGAUCACACAGGAAUCAGCUCGGUACCAGAACUUGCCCUGCAUUGUUGGACAGGAGUCUUUGAACUAUUAUCAAAGCGUCGCUUGUGGUGAUACAGGCUACACAGCUACACGCGUGGACAACCUGGAUUUUCUCUUGAUAGCGUUCUCCAGCGCUUUGGGCAUGGAAUGCUCGGUCGUUCGGUCGGUCGAGGAAAAGAAUCCAUCCACAUCCAACAUCUCGAACGUUAUAAAUCGCGUCUCUUCUGCCCGGAAAAUGUUCCGAAAAAUUAUCGGCCCGCGACAAUAUGUUCGAAAAGGGAAUUUUGCGCGACGAAAUAUGACGUUUAAAUUUACCUUUCACCGGACGAGAGGCCGCCGCUUUGAUGAUGCAAUGAGGAGACGUGCUUGUGAAACAGACCAGAAGGUGACACAAACCUGGUGGACAAAAAUAGAAUCCACGACGAUGAACGAAAUGGAAUUGAUGGAAUUGACAAGUUUUGGCGAGAUGAAGGAAAUUGGGCGGGUACGUCAACAUCUAUCACUUUGCCUGGUAGCGAUGUCUAAGGAAGCAAAGUCCAUUUGCUGGCCAACGUCCACAGGCGCUCGAAUCGCGAAAAGCUUGAAGUUCAACACCAAUUGCAAUUGGAGACGAGAUAAUGCAUUAAGGUUGUGGUUGAUUCCAGCCUUUCAGCUGUCCACGUCUAGUAUUCGCGAUUGCGUAACGCUCUGCACGAUGCACACUGCACACAUCACUCUACUCACCUAUCCCGAUCCGGCGCAAAUACGACUGCGAAUUCCCGAGUACGCACGCAUUCGUUCUAAUUUCCGGGGAGCCAGAUGCCAGAAGCAGACUGAAAGAUUAACUUGA